This is a messenger RNA of Soboliphyme baturini, 1094 nucleotides long. Lineage: Eukaryota; Metazoa; Nematoda; Enoplea; Dioctophymatida; Soboliphymatidae. The record is from the annotation of a GenBank genome assembly.
AUGCAAUCCAAGCAUCAGUUCGAAAUCGAUGCCGAUGGGACGUUGUCAUUUAAUGGCGAAAAUUUCGUUACGUGGGGCGAAACGGAAGAAAGGCGAAUGUAUGCAAAGAAGAUUCCAUAUGCCAUAUGGCUCUCUCGAGACGGCAGAAGAAGCGUACAAUGCGAACACGGCCGAUGGAGGAAGGAUAUAGCACUUGAAGAAACUAAAUUUAACCGGGCUACAGAUGACGGUCGUCGGUCUUUAUGUCGUUGGGGAUUUGCCGCGGAGUCCGAUCAGGCGGUGAUUAACGUCGCGUCGUUGUCGGGCUAUUUGAAAAAACCGCGGCAUGUCGAUAAAGCGACGCAUGACAGGCGGAAUCGCUUCAUAGGCGCCAGUUGGAGGACAGGGCGCCUGGUCAGCAUCAGAGGUGGUCCUUCGUUCAUUUCAGGACAACUCGGCAUCCUCGGUUUCUUCGGACCUGCAAAAUUCGCGCGCGACAGUGGAGCCAACGGCAUUCUGAUAGAUGUUCAACGCUGGAAGACAGGCCAGAAACAGAAUGAGUUUGGAGAACUGCCGGUGCUUGACAUUCCGGUGAUCAUUACGGACAGCUUACAGUCAGAGGCCAUCAAAACGGUUCUUCGAGAAGCGUCUAAAGCGAAUUUGCCGGUCAGCGUUUCGCUUGGACCAACAAAACACAUGAGUUUGUUGCGUAAGGUGCAGACCAUACCGGUAGGCGGUUUCCAGGAAACGUUUCCUAACAUUCUGGACAAAGGCGUGUUUCCUGCACUGCUCGUACUUUUAUUUAUUUUUGCUGUGAUUAUCUUACUGAAGGUGAAAUGGCAUCGCCGGAACAGUACGGACAUAUCGUUAUGCAAAUUAGCUGAAAGUGCUUUAUCAAAGAUGGAAAUAAAAAAGUUUAAGCCGGUUAAGAAAUGCAAAGGUUCGAUGGUUCCCGGUUACAAUGGCGAGACGGAACUGCUUACAAGCUGCAGGGCCAGUCUCAACAGUUUGGACAUGUGCGCGAUAUGCCUGGAGGGUUACAAAGAAGAAGAAGUAAGAGUCUUUAUUGUAGAAGCGACCGUACAGUUAGAAUAUUUAUCUACUCGAUGUUGAUG